AUGGGCCAAGUCGUGUACGAUGGUGGGUCCUGGAAGCUGACGGCGCUGGUCGAGAAUAUCUACGGAUCUACCUUGUACCAGUUCUUCGAUCCGGACACGGGUUCCGGCAUCGGGUCCAUCCUGGACGGCAUCGGCAUUACAGCGCUGGGGAUCGAGUACGACUACGCGGCCGGCGGCGGCGCGACCAACUUCGCGAUCAACGGUGACUUGGUCAUUGGAUCGCUAGGCUUGUCGCUCGACUUCAAAUACGCGGCGUCAGGCUGGACCUUUGAGGCUUACCUUGACGUCACCAAGACCGACGUCGGCAAGGCCAAGUUGUCGGACGUCAUCAAGUACGUCUUUGGCGACCACGCCGAUGACAACCUGCCCGACUUCAUCCUUGAUAUUUCAGUCGUACCGCCGAACGACAAGAAGGCUGUAGGGUUUGACAUGACGGCGCUACAGGUCCCGGAAGGAGCGACGGAUAAACCUCUCCUCUUCACCGCAUGGCUCGAUUUCCUCGGCAUGAGUUUUCAGGCAAUCCAAUACCAGCCACCCGCGCCGGGUGAUUCCAAGGUUCGGCCGCCUGCUCGGCGUAUAUUUGUGUUAGCCGUCAACUCUCUGCCUCCCGUUGACAUACCGUUGAUCGGCAACCUGACGCAACCGUUUGACGAGUUGCUCCUGCUCUACGUCAGUGCCGGUGAGGGUGACACAGCCAUGUCUGGCGUCACGUACGCCGACCUCAAGACCAUCAAUGGGGAGCUCCAGCGAGUGGGCAGGAGGCCGCUGCCGUACCGCGCGACCAAGAAGCAGUACGCUGACGAAGACGUGGUUCUCACCAUCGGCGCGCACUUUAUUCUUGUGCUCAAGGACACCGCGGGGCAGCCCAAGGUCAUGCUGGACUAUGUUUUCUACACACCCUCGACUGACUCAAAGGCGCUCGUGGGUCUGUGGCAGGAGUCGGGACCGGCGCCGGCGCCGGCUAAGGCGCCGUACGAGAAGCGGAUUGGGCCCUUGAGCAUCCGCAACAUGGGCUUCAAGUACAGCCCGGGCAUAGAACCAAUGCUAUCCAUUACCAUGGACGCGUCAGUCGCCCUGGGCCCUAUUGCUCUCGAUCUGCUUGGUUUCAGCCUCGACCUUACGUUUGAGAAGGGCAUGACGCUCUUGCAGCUGCCUACGCCCUCGGUUUCUCUCUCGGGCUUGGGCGUCGCCUUCGACCGGCCGCCCGUUAUCUUAGCCGGCAUGUUUGAGCACCGCCACGUGGAAAAACCCGUGGAGCAGGACUAUUACCAGGGCGCCGUCACGCUAAGCUUUCAGCCGUACCUCUUCACAGCCGCAGGGUACUACGGCACCACCAACGCCCCCUCGGGAGCCUUCAUUUCGGCCUUUGUCUACUUUGUUCUCAACGGCCCGCUCAUCGAGCUCGAAUUCGCCGAGAUCAACGGUGUCACCGGCGGCUUUGGCUACAACACCUUCCUACACUUCCCUAAUCCGACAAGCGUGCUCGACUUCCCGUUCUUGCGCGACCCCGGAGACACGGACCCGAGCAAGCAGCUUACUGCGCUCGUCGGGGGCCCAUGGUUCUUCCCACAGGAUGGCGCCUUCUGGCUAGCCGCUGGUCUCAGCGUCAAAGCCCUCCAGGUGCUGCAGGUGCGGCUCGUGCUUGCCGUCGAAUGGAACCCCAGCGUACAGCUGGGACUGUUUGGGGUGGCUACCGCAGACAUGCCGGCGGGGAGUAACGACUCGCUCAAGAUCAUGCAUGUCGAGCUCGGCAUCACGGCCAUCUUUGACUUUAGCACCGACACGCUCCGCAUCGAGGGCCAGCUGGCGCCGUCGUCGUUUGUGUGGAAUCCCUUUUGCCACCUCAGCGGUGGGUUUGCGUACUACCAAUGGUUCCGAACCCUAGAUACGGGCGGCGGCAGCAGCGGCGAUGCGCCCAUUCCCGCGGGCGACUUUGUCUUUACAGUGGGCGGCUAUCACCGCAACUUCAAGCCGCCGGCGCAGUACCCAUCGGCUGUACCCAGGCUGUCCAUCAGCUGGUCUUUUGACUCGGCUAUCAGCAUCACGGGCGAGGCCUACUUCGCCAUCACACCCAACGUGGUCAUGGCUGGCGGGCGGCUCGACGCCUCGCUCUCGGCCGGGCCGCUGUCGGCUUGGUUCGACGCCUGGGCCGACCUGCUCAUCAACUACAAGCCGUUCCACUUCACUGCGUACGGUGGCGUGUCGGUCGGCGUCGAGUUCACGCUCGACCUGUGGAUUUGUACUAUUCACAUCAGCAUCGAGAUUGGUGCUACCUUGUUCCUUGCUGGCCCGCCCCUACACGGGACUGUUCAUGUUGACUUUUGGGUGCAUGGCUUCGACAUUGACUUUGGCGACAGCGCGGGCGGCCCGGAGGAGAGGCUCAUCCUGGACCAGUUUUACGAGCUCUUGCUGCAGGCCGACCUGUCCAAGGCCGAUGAUGACGACGACGGUUGCGAGCAUGGGAGUUCGGCCACGCUCGAAGACCCGCCGUCAAACCUCCCACCCCCGCACGUCUACUCUUGCAACGAGGGGCUUAUCCCGACGGGCGACUCUGAGUCGACGCCCAACAAGGCUGACGAGCCCUGGCGUGUUCGUGGCGCAGUAUUCCAAUUUACCGUCGGCUGCAAGUUCGCCAUCGACUCGGCUGACGUCGUCACGGGCCAGGUGGACCCGAACGCGCCGAAGAUUGAUCCGCACCACAUUCCUGGCAACGGCCAAGCCAUCUACGCCAGGCCCAUGCACCUCACUGACAAGCUGCGCAGUACCCUGACGGUGACCAUCACGCCUGAGGACCCACCCGCGAGACGGUUAGAUGAGCUGGUCGAUCCGCCGCCGCUCGUGCCGGUUUGGGAUAAUGGCGUGGCGGUUACCAAGCCUGUGCCCAAGGCGUUAUGGGGGAUGUACUCAGCAACAGACGACCCAAACAGCCCCUUUAACCCCGACCCGAACCACAACCCCAACCUCCUCCAACCCUCCAACACCGGCAACCCAUCAUCUCCCACCGACACCCUCGUCCCCUUAACCAUGGGCGUGACCCUAUCCUCCCCUCUGCCGCGCAUCUCGACAGAUUGGAUCCCUUCUUUCAACCCCAAAACGUUCUUCGUCCGCAACGUGGACGAACCGGUGAAAUUCCCUUCUCCAGAGCCGAGCAACCCGGCAUGGUAUCCCCGCCCGCUCGCGGACGGGGGUGAUGAUGAGUGGGAGUAUGUACGGGCUAAGUGGGACGCGACGCCAGGGUUGGGUGUGGGCGCCGCUGAGCUGGCUGUGAAAACGUGGGCGGGGCUGAGUUUUGCCGGGUGGCGGGUGGAUGAGGAGAUGGGGGAUAUUACUGGACGGAAGCCGGGGGCGUUGUUGGAUAAGGACUCGGGGGAGUUUGAGAGGGUUUAUUUGGAGGCGAUGAGGGUUUGUGCUGUUGCUUAA
This is a messenger RNA of Canariomyces notabilis, 3420 nucleotides long. RefSeq lists its product as uncharacterized. The record is from RefSeq and is a predicted model, not a curated record. The coding region runs from base 1 to 3420 and encodes 1139 amino acids. The transcript is spliced from 3 exons. NCBI's taxonomy places the organism in Eukaryota, Fungi, Ascomycota, Sordariomycetes, Sordariales, Chaetomiaceae.